GGCUGCGUGGGAUCCGGCGGCGGCUCCCGAGCGCGGCGGUGCGGCCUUCCCCGCCCCCUUCCUCCCUCCUCCCCCGCCCGCUUCCGCCCGGCUUAUUAUCCUCCUUAUUGACAAACAGAGCGGCCGCGGCGGCGACUCUCAGCGUGCGUUGAUAGCCAAGCCAUGGGAGACAAGAAGAGCCCCACCAGGCCGAAGCGGCAGCCGAAGCCGUCCUCGGAUGAGGGUUACUGGGACUGUAGCGUCUGCACCUUCCGGAACAGCGCCGAGGCCUUCAAGUGCAUGAUGUGCGAUGUGCGGAAGGGCACCUCCACCCGAUCCACAUUGUUUGAAGUUAUUGUGAGUGCCUCGAAGACCAAGGAACCGUUGAAAUUUCCAAUUUCAGGAAGGAAACCUCGACCUGUCUCCCAGUUGGUUGCACAGCAGGUUACUCAGCAGUUUGUGCCUCCUACACAGUCAAAGAAAGAGAAAAAAGAUAAAGUAGAAAAAGAAAAAAAUGAAAAAGAAACAACUAGCAAAAAGAAUAGCCAUAAGAAAACCAGACCAAGAUUGAAAAAUGUGGAUCGGAGUAGUGCUCAGCAUUUGGAAGUUACCGUUGGAGAUCUGACAGUCAUUAUUACAGACUUUAAGGAGAAAACAAAGUCACCACCUGCAUCUAGUGCUGCUUCUGCAGAUCAACACAGUCAAAGCGGCUCUAGCUCUGAUAACACAGAGAGAGGAAUGUCCAGGUCAUCUUCACCCAGAGGAGAAGCCUCAUCAUUGAAUGGAGAAUCUCAUUAAAGUUUAUUUUCUCCAGUUUCUUAGUCACUUCUGUCCUACCAUGCAAAUACACAGAUUAUGCCAAGAGGUACCACAUUUUCAUGACAAAUACAUUCAUGCACAAUUCAUAAUUUGAGUUUUACAUAAAAUAGAAAUUUGUUAGAAUUUGUUAGAUUUUAUUUCAACUAUGCCUACCAAACAUUUCCAGACUUAACAUUUUGGUCUCUGCAGUUAAGUGCCAUGAAAAUGUGGUUGAAUUAUUCAUUAUGCAGUGUUAUUGGUAAGUGUAUUUUCACUUUUAGUUUAGUGAAUUCUAACACAUAAUUCUUGAAUUCUCUACUAUUGGCAUGUAACGAAUUUAAAUUUUUUAUAACAUAGUGCAAGCUGCCUAAAUAUGUAUUAUUUGAAAAUUGUGAAACAGAUAGUUAUAUGUAUACAAGUCAAAGAUCAACUUAACUAUUGCUGCAACAGGUUUUUCUUAAUGGUUAUCCUCUUAAAUACACCUGCUGGUACUUGGUGUGGUUAAAUAGGAAAAUUGUUAUUAAAUAAAGAAUUUGUAUGAACCUUUGCCAAUGUUUUUGACACGUUUUACUAAUUAUUGUUCCUGAAUUAUGUUUCUGGCUUUAUCCAUUUGUUGAGGUUUUUUUGUUUGCUUAUUUUUCAAAACAUUCAUUUAUUGUAAUGUUUACUAGCAGACUAGUAAACAAUAAAGCAUUGAUUAUUUAGCUUUAUAAUUCAGGUUUAGUGCUAUUGUCAUUGAACACUGGUAUUUUCUGUAUCAUAUAAAACAUUAAAAUUCAAAUAAUUAUAAGCAUUUGGCAAAAACGAGAAAAGAAACUUGCCAUAUUUUACAAGCUGCAAUUUUAGAAAAGCUUUAACUUAAUGAUAGUUUUAUCACUGUUUUCUUGUCCCAAACUUAUCCAGGGCCAUACCUGCAUGAAUCUAAUUAAAACAGAAAUGGGAAUUGUUGCACAGAAAUGGGAAAUAGCUAAUUUUAAAUCAGUCUAAUUGGCCUCUUACUAAAUAUAACAAUUCUUAUGAAAAUCAUAGUACCCUAUUUUCAGACACAACUACCAGUUUACACAUUUCUCAGUAUCCUGAAAGGAAAAAAGUAUAGCCCCACUUAUACUAUGUAAAAUUACCAAUAAAAUAUUUUUAUGACUACAGAUUUUGCCUUUUUGUUUAUGACUAUUAAAGUGUUUUAUUUAGUAUUUAGAAUUUCAACCUGGAAACCACACAGUACUUAAAUUCUCCUGGGGUCUCCUGCUUUCUCUUAACCAUUUGCUUAAUAUAUAUCUACCUAUAGGAGACUUUUGAAUUGUAAAUGGACUUAAAAAUAGAAUGUGGAUACAAAAUAUCACAUAAGACAUUAUGAUAACAUUUGAAGAAAAAAUAAAACUGUAGACCCUAACAGUUGUGAUAUUUGGUGGUUUCGUGUGGUAAUGUAAUUUUCUGUUUAAUUACAGUACUUUUUACAGGCACAGUGGUACUGUCUUUUUUGUAAGAUGCUAGUUGUGAAAUACAAUUGCAUACAGUAAAAGUCUGUGAUUAAAACAUUUAUAUACCUCAUUCUUUAGUGUUGUUAAAUGAAAAAUUAAAAUUUGUGUUUGUUAUAAGAUACGUUCAGUGGAAUACCAACUAACCAGAUAUGUUCCUUUAAAACAUGAUAUUUUUGUCUUAUUCUGUUUUUAACAUGUUUCAAAUGUUUUAUAUAUUCAUUUUUGGACAGAGUAAAAAUUUAAAAAUGUUAAUAGGGAAAAUAUUUAAUUUUUAAGUCAAAAACUAUACUUUAAAGGCAUUACAUCUAUGAUCAAAUACUUUCAGAAUGUAUUUUAAAUGAGCUGCAAGAGAGAAAAAUCUGACAGGAGAUGGGAUUUUACCUGAAUGGAGCAUACUCAUAUUUCUACAUAGGUGGGUAGAUACUCAUCUUUCUACAUAGGCAGGAACACAGUGUAGCAUGGAGAUUAAGCAUGCUAACUGACACCUCAUGUUUGAAUCCUGUUGUAGAAUGGAAAUGAGCUUAAAUUACCCAAGCUUACUUUCCAUCUAUAAAACAGGGCUAAUGGUAAUCACAUCUAAUUUAUAGGGUUGUUGGGAGGAUUAAGUCAAUCCAUGUAAAAUUCUUAAUUAUCUGACACAUACUGGUCACUCAGUAAAUGUGAGCUUUUACUAUUGUUAUAGAUAAAAUCCCAUUACAAAAAUACAAAAAUAUUUUUUGUAACAAUUAUUUUCAUGCCCUCUUGGAUGACAUAAAGUAAUAGUGUUUUAUAGAUUUCACUAAAUUUUCAGUAUAAUACCAGAUGUUUUCUCUGGACGCAGAAAGACCAUCUUUCCAUAAUUAAAGAACCUGGUGGGUGUGCACUAUGAGAUUGAAGAAAUGAAUUAAGUCGACUAGUUUGAAAGUGUUUUAUUAAUCACAGGUAUGUCAACCUGCCUUUGUUUCACCCUACCUCAAAUACUCUUCCACACCAGGAAAACAAACGCAAAUUCCAUAAAUAGAACUGAUGUUAAAAUAUGCAGAAAGAUUCAGAACCUAGGUUUAAGGUACAUAUUUUGCUCUGUUUCAUGAACUUACAAGGUGGGUUGAGCACUGGGUUCCUUAAGCCAAAUUCCAUACAAAAAGAACUUGGGUGUUUUCCAGCAUUUAUUACUUUACUUUGCUAUAAGUAAGAGUGAAGAUCCCGGGUGCGAUGGCUCAUGCCAAUAAUCCCAGCACUUUGGGCUGAAGCGGGCAGAUAUUUUGAGCCCAGGGCCAGCCUGGGCAACAUGGUGAAAGCUCAUCUCUAUAAUUAAAUAUAUAUAUAUAUAUUUAUGUGUGUGUGUGUGUGUGUGUAUUUAAAAAGUGAAUAUACUUUGAGGCAGAAGAAUAAUCUUAAAACCUUUUGUAUUAUACAAUAGAAAUAGUUAAAGGUUUUAUUUUUAUUAAAUGCUUUCCUAAAAUGAUAGUGGAUAAUAGACAAAGCGAAACAUUUAAAAAGGAAGAGAAACUUCAGCCUUUCUACGUUGAUAGCAUGUUUAUUAACUUUUAAAGAUCCUUAUAGCCUAAAAGAAUGUAGCCUCUGCAUAUUACAUGCAUUAAUGGUAACUGGUCUAGAAGUUUUUGUUUCCACUGAGGCUUUCCCCACGUGCUUUUUUAAACUUCCUACUAUGGUUUGGAUAUGGUUUGUCCUCACCAAGAUUCAUGCUGAGGCCUGAGUCCCCAAUUUGAUUGUGUUGGUAGGUGGUGCCUUUAAGAGAUGAUUAGGUCAUUGCGAUGGAUUAAGGGCUUUCUCAUGAGGCUCAGUUCUGGAAUGGAUUCACUCUUGCAGGAAUGGAUGAAUUCUCACAAGAGUGGGUUGUUACAAAGUGAGGAUGCUUCUUGUGUUCUGUUCUCUUUGCCCUCCUCAGUUCACCAUCUGCUUUCCACCAUGAGUUGAAGCAGCAUGAGGCCCUCAUCAGAUGGCCUGCCUGAUCUUCGACUCCUUAGCCUUUGCAAUCGUGAGCCAAAAUAAAUCUCUUUUCUUUACAAAUUGCCCAGUCUCAGGUAUUCUGUUACAGCAAAAAAAAAAAGUGGAUUGAGAUACUUUUUUGCUCUGCAACUUACCUCUUUUCCAGAAUCUUUUAAGGACUCGAUGUAGGAACUGAGCUAUUUAGUAAGUCAUUAGUAGACGUUUCCGCACAGUAUUUUGAAAAUUAAAUGAAAACAGAAAAGUGAGUGUGUAUAUAAGAAAAGUAAUAGUAAAAAAGCGCUUUGACUUCUUAGUACUCACCCUCUCCUGUAUAUCUCCAGGCACCUUCAGUUGUCUGGAACAAAGAAUGUAGGAAAAACUGAAGAAGUUCAGAACAGUUACCAAUGACAAAAAUCACUGAUUAGAAUAAAAAGACAAGGUUACGGAAUAUAUGUUGUUACUGAUCAUCUUUCAAAAGCAGAAGGAAAAGAAUGCCCUCCCUGGCUACUGACGGUGAUGAAAAGUAAGCCCCGCUCCUAUCACAGGCAAUGAAGGACAGGGAUGGAAAAAAAAAGUGAAGAAGAAGGGGAAAAAGCAAAAGUUGUGAAAAAAAUUAGAAAAGGGGACACUGGGACUCAGUCUGGAUAAUGGUAGAAUCACUAGGAAGGGAAAGAACAAAUAGAACUUAACAGCACAUCAGUCUCUGGUGACAUUUUAAAAACAUGAUAAAGCAUCUUCAUGAUGUCUCUGUCAUUAGCUAAAGUUUAGCUUGUGUUUAGUAGACUAUUUACUAAGACAGCAGUAUGUGUAAUACAGAAUGAUGUUCAUCAAAACCAGUUCGCUUUAGGAAACUGUCACAGAGAAGUUUUACCUUGAAUUACAAGAUAAUUCAAGACCCACUAAACCUGUGUGUAUUAUUUCCACUCCUCAGGAAUUCCAGUUGGGGAAGUAUCUAUUUCACUGGGUCCUUGCCCCAAAAAGUUCCCCCAGGGGUUUAUUCUUACAACUUUAAGUUUUUUGUUUUUUGUUUUUUAAAUAUUAUUUGGUGUGAUUUACACUAGAUAUAUGUGGCCAUUUAUAAGAACAAAAGAAAAUUAUUAAUUACUUUCCUGAAUGCACAUCCUUACCAGCCCAGAUAAUUUAAAUGUUAAGUAUGUAAUGUGCAGUUGACCCUUGAACAACAUAGGUUUUAACUGCGUGGGUGCACUUACACAUGGAUUUUCUUCCAACUCUGCCACGUUGAAGACAGCAAAAUCAACCAUUCCUCUUUUUCCUCAGCCUACUCAAUAUGAAGACUAUGAGGAUGAAGACCUUUAUGAUGAUCAACUUCCACUUAAUGAAUAGUAAAUAUAUUUUUCCUUCCUAAUGAUUUAACAAUUUCCUUGGUUACUUUAUUGAAGAAUACAGUAUAUAAUACAUAUACAAAAUAUGUGUUAAUCAACUGUUUAUGUUAUCAGUAAGACUUCUGGUCAACAGUAGGCUUUUAGUAGUUAUGUUUUGGGGAGUCAAAAGUUGUAUGCGAGUUUCUGACUGCUUGAGGGUUGGUGUCUCUAACCGCCACAUGUUUAAAGGUCAACUGAAUUAGGCUUUGUGCUUAGCCAGUGCAGAUAUUCCUGUCUUUAUGGAAUGGUCUAAUUCUGGAGCACAUGAAAUGCUGUAAGACUAAAUACUUCAAUGGAAAAAAUCAGGUAGCUAUCUGGAAGGCUUCAGUGCUCUGGGACAUGUUUUACAUUCUUAGUCUCCCCUGUUGGUGGGAGUUAUGGACUGUAAUAGCUCUCUCACUGUUGUAAUACAGCAUUUUGUUGACUUUGGUUUUAUUUACAUCGGUGUUAUUUAAUUCAGUGAACACUUAUUGAGUAUUCGGUGAACACUUAUUGAAUACAUACUCAAUAAGAUGUGGAAUGCACAUCUUAGAGACUGUAAAUUACAGUGCUGUAACUAUAAUAAUAAAAACAUGUAUGAGAUA
Macaca mulatta (Rhesus monkey) is the source of this 6150-nucleotide messenger RNA. RefSeq names its product YY1 associated factor 2 (gene YAF2). The record is from RefSeq and is a predicted model, not a curated record. Gene Ontology annotation, molecular function: DNA binding; transcription coregulator activity. Gene Ontology annotation, cellular component: nucleus. Gene Ontology annotation, biological process: positive regulation of DNA-templated transcription. NCBI's taxonomy places the organism in Eukaryota, Metazoa, Chordata, Mammalia, Primates, Cercopithecidae.